Messenger RNA from Quercus robur (English oak), 723 nucleotides. RefSeq names its product protein FAR1-RELATED SEQUENCE 5-like. Gene Ontology annotation, molecular function: zinc ion binding. NCBI's taxonomy places the organism in Eukaryota, Viridiplantae, Streptophyta, Magnoliopsida, Fagales, Fagaceae. The record is from RefSeq and is a predicted model, not a curated record. Gene Ontology annotation, biological process: regulation of DNA-templated transcription. The transcript has 2 exons. The coding region runs from base 1 to 723 and encodes 240 amino acids.
AUGAGGCAAACAAAACCGAUUUUACAGUCUAAUGUAGAGAUGUUGAGACAUGUUGUAGAGUUGUACUCCCCAGAAAUUUUUCAAACGUUUCAAAAUGAAUAUAUGAAGAUUGCUGAUUGUACUAUUUACAAGGCUAAUAAAUCUGAUACUAUCACAGAAUACAAGGUCAAAUAUAGUCAAAGAAUUCAAGAGCACCUAGUUAAAUAUGAAGCCUCAACUACUUCGGUGGAAUGCAGUUGCAAGAAGUUCAGCUUUGUAGGAAUUCUGUGUGCCCAUGCUUUGAAAGUUCUUGAACAUAAAAAUGUUAAGAGACUUCCCGUUCAUUAUGUAUUGAAAAGAUGGACGCAAGAUGCAAAGGCUGGUUCUAUCAAGGACUAUCAUGGCAUUGAUAUUAAAGGUAAUGCUCAAGAGUCAAUAGGAAAACGCUACUCUUAUUUGAGCCACAAUGCUCGUGAAAUUUCUACACUUGCGGCAGAGAAUGAGAUAAUGUAUGAACAUACCAAAGAAUCUUUUGAAAAAUUAAUGAAGGAAUUGCAAGAGAUUAGAAAAAAAUGUCAUUCGAAUAAUAUGGAAAGUUGCAUAGAGGUCCAUGAUGAUGUUACUACAGAUGUUUUACAAGGUGAUAGCAUAUGUAGGAUUAAAACAAAACCUACUGUUGGGCGUCCAAAGAGAAGGUUGAAAUCUGCAUUAGAGAAGAAAAAUGGUUUCAAUAGCUACUUCUGA